UUCCAAACCUAUCAUUCGUUUUUUACCAGGAAAAUUUAGUCUCCAACCUGCUGCCACUCAAAAUCGAUUUUGUUAAGGUGGGUCCGAUAAAAAGGCUGUAUUGCGUCACCAAGUGGCAAAAAUCCGGCAUAAAAUUCGCCAUCUAGGGACAGGCAGGCAAGAGAUGGAAGGCAUUUAGUAGAGAUUCAGAGCAGAGAGGAGCAGAGAAAUGUCGAAGCACAAUAUGCAGUACAAAAAUCUGGGUCGCACAGGACUGAAGGUGUCCCAGCUAUCCUAUGGUGCGUGGGUGAGCUUCGGCAAUCAGCUGGAUGUGAAAGAAGCAAAAAGCCUUCUUCAGUGCUGCAGAGACCAUGGCGUCAAUUUCUUUGACAAUGCAGAAGUGUACGCUAAUGGUAGGGCGGAAGAAAUCAUGGGGCAGGCCAUCCGUGAGCUAGGCUGGAAGCGAUCGGACCUGGUCAUAUCGACUAAGCUCUUCUGGGGAGGUCCCGGCCCUAAUGAUAAGGGGCUUUCUCGGAAGCAUAUUAUUGAAGGCACCAAGGCUUCUCUCAAGCGCCUCGAUAUGGAGUAUGUGGAUGUCCUAUACUGUCACAGGCCUGAUGCCUCCACACCCAUUGAGGAGACCGUCAGGGCCAUGAAUUAUGUCAUUGAUCAUGGCUGGGCUUUCUACUGGGGCACCAGCGAAUGGAGUGCCCAGCAGAUCACUGAAGCCUGGGAGAUUGCCAAGAGACUUGACAUGGUUGGCCCUUGUGUCGAGCAGCCUGAGUACAAUCUUCUCUCCAGGCACAAGGUUGAAGUUGAAUACUCACCACUUUAUAAUAACUAUGGUUUGGGUUUGACUACAUGGAGUCCUCUUGCAUCUGGAGUGUUGACUGGAAAGUACACUAAAGGGAGUAUUCCUCAAGACAGCCGAUUUGCAUUGGAUAAUUACAAGAGUCUAGCAUCCAGGUCAUUAGUUGACGAUGUAUUAAAGAAAGUAGAAGGACUGAAACCAAUUGCAACUGAAUUGAACGUGCCUUUAUCACAACUUGCUAUUGCCUGGUGUGCAUCAAAUCCAAAUGUCAGCACUGUUAUUACAGGUGCAACAAAGGAAAGUCAGAUUCAAGAGAACAUGAAAGCGUUGGAUGUAAUUCCAUUGUUGACUCCAGCGAUCAUGGAGCGAAUAGAGUCUGUAAUUCAAAGCAAACCAAAGCGCCCAGAAUCAUAUAGGUAGCUUAGUACUUAAUUUGAUCUAUUUGAUGUAAUAGAUGCUGGUGACCUCUAUGUUAGAAUCUAUCACCAGCGGUUAUGGAGAGGUUGGAGGCUGUAGUUCAGAGCAAUCAGAAGCAACCAGAAUCAUUUAGGUAGCAUAAUAUUUAUUUCGGUCUAUUUAAUGUAAUAGAUGUUGGGACCUCUAUGUUAGAAUUUAUUUUUAAGCAUGCGAUUCUCAUUUAAUCGUAAACACUGGUAUUUCCCCAUAUAGUUGCAUUGUUCAGUGACAAGAGUGGGCACCACAAAAACAUAUUUGACAUAAUUUUAAAUUUAUGUUUAAAAUA
This is a messenger RNA of Cryptomeria japonica (Japanese cedar), 1532 nucleotides long. Its product is annotated as probable voltage-gated potassium channel subunit beta. The transcript is spliced from 4 exons. The coding region runs from base 209 to 1210 and encodes 333 amino acids. NCBI's taxonomy places the organism in Eukaryota, Viridiplantae, Streptophyta, Pinopsida, Cupressales, Cupressaceae. The record is from RefSeq and is a predicted model, not a curated record.